Molecule: messenger RNA, 1946 nt
Organism: Anguilla anguilla (European eel)
Lineage: Eukaryota; Metazoa; Chordata; Actinopteri; Anguilliformes; Anguillidae
Gene: upk1a
Product: uroplakin 1a
Exons: 8
Coding region: 137-892 (251 amino acids)
Cellular component (GO): membrane
Source: RefSeq, a predicted model, not a curated record
ACCUGAGCAGGUGCAAGCGUAUAGUUUGCAGAGAGCGCUGCGUGUGGAACAGGUGACUGAGUCUCCAGCACUGAAAUACAACCUCGCGCCUUUAUAUUUCGGCUAUUACAGGUUUUGGCCUAAGAUACCGAGGACCAUGGCAGACGCGUCAGGCACCAGAGCGCUCAGGUGCCUUGUCAUCUUUGGAUGCGUGUUCACCGCUAUGUGCGGCUUGGCUCUCAUGGCCGUGGCCAUAUGGGUGGUGGUUGACCCGUUCAACCUGUACUCAAUAGCAGACGUAUCGGGGAAGGUCGACAUUUUCGCGGGGGGCUGGAUCGCCAUAUUCACGGGCUUCGCCUUCUUCUGCGUGGCCUGCUUCGGCGUUUUCGCUGCCCACAGAAAAAGCCGCGGUGGGAUGCUGGUGUACCUCGUCUUGAUGCUGAUCGUCUACAUUUUCGAGUGUGCAUCGUGCAUCACUGCCGCGACUCACAGAGACUACCUGGUGGGCAACAGUAACCUGGUGAAGAAGCAGAUGCUGCAGUACUAUGCGGCUAACAGCACCGCUGGGGUAAAGAUCACCAAAACAUGGAACCAAGUCAUGGAAAAUGUGCAGUGCUGUGGAGCCGACAGUCCUCUGGACUGGAUCCAGUACACCUCCACCUACAACCAGAAUUUCGGUCCCGUCAACCAGUGGCCCUUCAGCUGCUGCAGGAGGAACGCCAACUUUGAGGUGAUGAACCUGGCGGCCUGCAAGAUCGGCCACAGCAGCAGCAUUUACACCCAGGGCUGCUUCCAGUACAUCCAGUCCAAGCUGAGCCUGUACACCUGGGCCAUUGGCUGGUACGGCUUUGCGGUCCUCAUGUUCGUGUUUAUCCACAUGUUGGUCGCCAUGGUGUACUACAUAAAGCUCUGAGAAAACGGCCCGCCCCCCCUCCCCCCAGAUCAAGUUGUGCCCCCUGCCUUCGAUGACUGCAUCCUGCUGCUUUCUCCAGCGCUGUGAAUAUUUUAAAAAUCCCAAAGAAUUCAACGAGCAAUACACCAGGGACCCCGCACAGCAGAGGCCAGAGAACAGCAAUGACAUAAAGCAUAAUGCAAUGGCAAGGCUGUGUACAUCUGCUUGACCAAUAGAUACAAAAACUAUGGGCCAGUUUCACAGACACAGAUGAAAGCCUAGUCCUAGAUUAAGGCUCAAUUUUGAGUGAGGACUCGCCAUACGAAGCUCAGUUUAGUCUAGGACGAAGCUUAAACUGCGCCUGUGAAACCAGCCCUGUAUUUGGUACUGGAGUAUUGCAUUGUAUUGUAUUAUAUUGUCUUAAAGGAGAAUCUUCAGUUUACAUUUUGAAAAUCCUACAGCACAGUGGAGUUGCGUAUUGCAGCAAUUUAUCAUUGAAAUUCAGAAACGACACAAACAACCAUUUAUUUUGAAGUCAUUUGCAAUAAAGUCCUUGUUUUCAAACAUUUCAGCUUUUUAAAUUGAAUUCUGCUUGAUAAACGGGGGUGCAAGUGAAACCUCAAAAACAUUCGGAUUGGCAGGGUUGUGUUGUAUACAAGUAUACAAGUUUGAAUAAUCAUUAUAGAAUUGACGACAAAAUUGAAUAACAUUGAAUUUGAUUUAAUUCACAAUUAAACCAGGCUAGUACUGAACAUGGGGAUCAUUGACAGUCCUAUGGUUUCGGUGGUCCCAAACAAGAAUAUUGUUGUGGCCCCAAAAUGCUCAAUGACUGCAUAAUGUUUAUGCCAGCGACCGGCCCACACAGGGAUAGUGGUGCAGUAUCACUUGUUAAACCGCAACUUGAGAUCAUUUAUUUUCUUGCUGUUGAAAUCAGAUCAUACUCAAAUGAGAUGUAUAACCAAAUUAAAUUGUUUUGAUUGAUGAGUGUGAAUGUGCAUUGCAACUGUACUCAUUAGAAGAUGUUUGUGGGUUUGUAUGGAUGUAAUCCUCAUUAAAUGUUUCUAUUUACAUUGCU